Messenger RNA from Tetranychus urticae (two-spotted spider mite), 1161 nucleotides. It is a transcript of the gene nero, whose product is annotated as deoxyhypusine hydroxylase nero. Gene Ontology annotation, molecular function: deoxyhypusine monooxygenase activity. The record is from RefSeq and is a predicted model, not a curated record. Lineage: Eukaryota; Metazoa; Arthropoda; Arachnida; Trombidiformes; Tetranychidae. Gene Ontology annotation, biological process: peptidyl-hypusine biosynthetic process.
GUGGAUUCACAUUUAAACCAAAACAUGUGUUUUGACGUGACAGGUUAAUAUUUUGUAUCAUUUGGUUAAUUGAAGUUUAUUUGUUUUCUUGCUAAUAAUUUUUAUUAACAAUGUCGCCAUCAAUUGAUAAUCAACUUCAAACUGCUGGAAAAAUUCUAAUUGAUUCAAAGGAGCCCUUGAAGAAGCGUUUUCGUGCCUUGUUUACUUUAAAAAAUUUAGCAACACCCGACACCAUUCAAUGGAUUAAUCAAGCGAUGACGGUAGAUGAUUCAGUUUUAUUGCAACAUGAAUGUGGUUACUGUUUGGGACAAAUGGGUUUGGUCGAAGCUGUUCCCUAUUUGAUUGAUAUCCUAGUUGAUACCAAACAAAAUGCGAUUACUCGUCAUGAAUGUGGUGAAGCUCUUGGCAACCUUGCUUGUCUUUGUGAAGCUGAAAUGAAAAAAAAGGUUCUCAAUGUGUUACAAAAUCAACUUGAUGAUGAAUCAAUUCUUGUCUCUCAAACGUGUUUGUUAUCUCUCGAUAAAAUUAAAUGGCAAGAUAAUGUUGAUGAAUUCGAAUUGAAAGCUGUCCGUUGUGAACGUUUUUCAACUCAUGAUCCUGCUCCACAAUUUGCCGAUUCUAAAACGCUGGAAGAAUUGGAAUCUAUUUUAAUGGAUAAAAAAUCAAGCCUACAUAAUAAAUACAGAGCACUUUUUUCCUUGAGAAACAUGGCUAAUAGUGAUGGUGUUCAUUCACUUGGGAAAACUCUGAGUUAUUACAAAAAUGACAGAAACAUGGAUUUACUUUUGCAUGAAAUUGGCUACAUUUUCGGUCAACUGUGCGAUCCUGAUUCAAUUCCUUAUUUAAAAGAAAUUAUCGCCUCUAAAGAUUGUCAUGAGAUUGCCCGUCAUGAAUGCACUGAAGCUUUAGGAUCAAUAGGUACCCAAGACGCAAUCGAUUUUCUGGAAAAAUUUUUACACGAUGAUAAAAUAGUUGUUAGACAAAGUGCUGAGGUUGCUCUUGAUAUGACUGAUUAUUUUAGUUGCGACCAAUUGGAUGUAUGAUUUUGAUUGAAAAUUUCAAUUCGAAAUCAUUGAAUUAUAUUUAUUUUGUAUGUAUCUUGUGAAAUAUAAGUAAUUAUUAUUAAUAAACUAUCAUAAUCAAGCUUUCUCCAAUACCUUA